Aspergillus viridinutans is the source of this 1845-nucleotide messenger RNA. RefSeq lists its product as uncharacterized. Lineage: Eukaryota; Fungi; Ascomycota; Eurotiomycetes; Eurotiales; Aspergillaceae. The coding region runs from base 1 to 1845 and encodes 614 amino acids. The transcript has 5 exons. The record is from RefSeq and is a predicted model, not a curated record.
AUGCCGGCAAUAUCCCAUUUAUCGACGGAACUCAAUAGAACGCUCGAUACCCCCAACGCUGCCAGCGACACUCUGCAGGUCAUUUGUGCCUGGCCAGUCUCCGGCCAGUAUGGCCCAGGAACAAGGAUUCUGUACUAUGUUCUCAUAACAACCUGCGUCUUUGGUCGCAGAGCGGAAUGGCUCAGAAAUGCCUGUCUUGCCGCUGCACUGCUUUUCCCGGCCAUUGGAGCGCUUCAUGGUAUUGUACUCGCGUCACUGCACAUCGACGCUGCUGUCGAUAUGGAUGUUUUUGGAGCCUUUCAGCUUUGCUCAAUCGGCAUCUUGACAGCUCCAGUCACCGUUAGACUAUCCAAGACGUACUUCAAUGAACCCGGCCGGAAUAUCAUCUUUCUGUGGACUGGUCUUAUACUUACAGGACUUUUAAGCUUAACAAUCGAGUUCUAUCGGAUCAAUCCGCAUCCCUGCACGGUCAACGGUCGUCCGAUAUCCAAGGACUCCAAGGAAUUUAAUUACGGUACGACUAUGUGUGAUCUGACUUGCUCCACCGAUGCCGGCCCAUUCUCGCCUAUGCGAGAGGGGUCGGCAAAUAACAUCUACGUCAUCCCUGCACCUGAGAAGCUUACGUUUGGCGCUGCGACGCUGCUGGCUGCUGCAUGUUGCAUUCCAGCCAUUCUCUCGCUGGCGUCGAUGUGGAACAAGAUUCUUGAGAUCAACUGGACCAGGCGGUUCGGCAAUCCGGACCGGAACAAACAGCAAGACGAGGUCAUUGAGGGCACGAACGGUGCAACGCUCGGGGCAAUGAACAGGGUCAAUGAAAUGAUCAGGUCGUUUCUCAGUGUCGUGGAGGUGCCCAUAUUCGGGGCAGCAGUCCUCGUAAUUAUUAUCAUCGGCGAGAUGAACUUUUUCAGUUAUCAAGUCCAAUAUCAAACUGAGCGAAUGAAGAGUAUAGGCCAAUGGGCCCCGAUUGUUGGUGCUGGCCUUGCUGUACUUGGAUCGCUCUCGCUGUUUUUGGCAGCAGCAGUUGAAGAUCAGGAAGAGGAUGUGGAGGAAAAAGCUAGCAGCACUUACUCCGGUCCUCUACCUCGCGAGCGCAUUCUGGGUGAUGCCGAUGCGUCUUGUGUCCAGGACCGACCAAAUUCUCCCAGCGACGGAGAUUCGUCGAUGGAAGUGGGGCAUACGAUGAGUCGAAAUAGUAGAUGGCCGCUGAGGCGCUCUGCAACAGAAGAUCAGGGCAGUCGGCGCAAAAUUGCGCGAAGCCUUUUUGCUGUCAGCAAUUGGAUGAGCAAUGCAGCACAUGAUCGGUAUCAGAACUCCGAUUUCAAGAGCGGGCCAGCACUGCGAUUUCCAGAGAUACCCGGCGAGGAAAACCGGAACGGCGAAUUGAACAAGAUAAGGAAGCAGUACAAUCGUGGUCAAAACCUAGACGAGUUCAGCGCAUCAGGGUCUCCCGAUCGGCUUUCGCGGGUGCCUAGUUUCACGGGCAGCAUUUCUUCUCGGCGAGGCUUCGAGGGAAGCCUGCCAAUCCCAAGGACUGCUUCCCCUGCGCCGAGCCUUGGUGGAAGAUCGCAGGCUAGCAUGUCGCAGGUUGAUGGGAGCUCGUUCGACCUACAGGAUCCUUCUUCAUCCGGAAAUGCCACUAGAAGCCAUUCACGAGCCCGCGGUAACACGCUCGAAGUGCCGAAACCAGUUUAUGCCAGUGGUGGUCGGAUAAGAUCAUCCACUGCUCCAAAUAGGGCCGAUGAAGAGUCAUCAAUGGGAGACAGCUCCCCGAUAAUCGUGGUGUCGCCGGAUCCUGGCCCGAGUUCCCCUGGAUGCGCCCCUGGAUCAAUCCCACGGACAUCUUGA